AUGGAUUGGGAAAUGUUGGUCAAACAGUAUCGUGCAGAAGCGGAACGAUACAAACAAGAAGCGAACGAAGCAAAAAACGAAUUGAAAGACUUUGUAACAUUUAGUCAGCAGAUUGAAGCUGAGCUGGAUAAAGAGCUGAAUGAAGCCAACUUAUCGUUAAGUAAACGUGAAAAGGAAAUUGCUGUUUUGGUACAAGAGCGAGAUCGAUAUAAGGAGGAAGCUCAACGGUUCCGUGCUGAACAAUACAGCAAAGAUACGAAACUUACCGAUGAAUUGCAGGAACUGAGAGUUGAAAAAGAAAAUUUGAUGAGUGCUGUCCAUAAACUUGAGCAGAAAAAUGACGAUUUGGAGAGAGAAUUAAGGAUAACAUGCGAGACUCUCAAGGACACUGAAAAAAAAUUAAAUGAAGAACUGGAAAUGCGAGCAUUACUCACCACAGAACUCGACAGCAAGGAAGACCUAAAGGUUCGUUGCCAAAGAUUAGAAGAUGAAGUUCGGGAUUUAAAAUUAGAUGGCAUGGUAAAGGAUACAAAAUUGUCGAACUGUUCAGUUUCUAAUCAGUCUAAUGGGUUGCCUGUUAUUCAGGAGAAAUGCAGUUCUGGGGAUUUAAUUCAAAUGAAAAAUGGACGACAGAAUAAUGGAACAUCACAGCGAGCAAGGUCAGUAACAAAUGGUCUCGCUUCCCAUGAAGAUUAUGAUGUUUGUCCUCAUGAUGUGAACAGAAAAAGAUUAUUCACCGAUACAAGUUCGAAGGGCAUUGGCUCACGUGUGAACUGCUUGCCGCCUUCAUUAGCAAGUAGCGUUUCACCGGUUAUUGUCAAUCUUCUUGAAACGAUUCAGGCUCUUGAAGAAAAACUGCUUUUGCUGCAUCCAGAGCGAAGGACAAGUAUGGAAAAUGGAUUUGGAACAACAAAUCGACGUUGA
Molecule: messenger RNA, 924 nt
Organism: Cercopithifilaria johnstoni
Lineage: Eukaryota; Metazoa; Nematoda; Chromadorea; Rhabditida; Onchocercidae
Source: the annotation of a GenBank genome assembly